AUGAAAUCAAUCAACCGGAAAUCAAAAAUCCAAAAAGCCAGCCCCCAGAUCAGGGAAUUGAUGUGGGAUAUUCGACUGAGGAACACCGAAUCCAUGAAGGCAUCGCUAGAAAAAAUCGUCGAAAUUGACACCAUCUAUGUCGACAAGAGUAAUCCCAACCUAAUCUAUGGUUCGCUUCUUCACGUAGCAGCAGAAGUUGGAAAUUUCGAAGCAUUCAAACUAUUAAUAGAUCGUGGAGCCAAUAUUCAUACAUGCAUCCGACAAACUGAAGAAACUGUAUUGCAUCAUGCCGUUCAAUCCAAAAAUCAUCAAAUCGUUGAGUAUUUAUUAAAAAAUGGAGUCAAUGUCAAUGUCAAAUCGACUAAAUAUUCUAAUCAUCCUGAAGAAACGGCAUUGCACUUAGCCGUCCGUGACAAAGGAUCGCGGACAAUUGUUCGAUUGUUGCUGGAGUACAAGGCUGAUGUUAACGUUAGAUCCAAACGAGGAGUAACGCCUAUUAUCCUAGCUAUCCGGAAUAGCAAUGUCGAUGCGAUGCGGCUAUUAUUUCAAUUUGGGGCUGAUAUUAAUUGGACUUAUAAAAAUAAUGGUGAAACGUUAUCGAUAUUCGAUGCAGUCAUCGAGUCAAUUAACGUUCAUGAUGUUUUAUUUUGCAUGAUUGAAUUUCUUGUGAAUAAAAAUCAUGUUAAUAAUAUCAAUAAUUUGCCAUUAUUUCAAAGACACUUAAUACUGCAUCAGUCGGUCAAGUUGGGCGGCCGAUUAAAAUUCAUUUCUACCCUCAUUCACGCUGGUAUUGAUACGAAUACUGUUGAUGCUGAUGAUAAGUUACUUAUCGAAUGUGUAUACGCUUUAUCGCGUAAUCCACAUUAUAUUUAUUUUAUCAAGCAGCACAUUGUUCGGUUAUUAGCGGCGGGCUUUUAUGUGUGUGAACGCAAUAUUAAAGCUAUUGAGGGAAAGUUUGAUGAUUAUUUCGAUGAGUGUCAUAUGGAGGUCAUCAAAAUGAAAAAUGAAAAGAUUGCAGGCAGCAGUGUUAGCUUUCUGGAUGUCUUGCAUAAAGACUACCAUUACUUGGCUGUUUGCUUGAAAAAUACAAAUUUCGAUAGACAACUAGACCUUAUAAUAAAAUCUCUGAAAUUCUCAAUUUAUAACCAAAUGAUUAUUUGGAAAUUGCGGUUCAUUUCAUCCCGAAUUAAGUACCUCAAAAGUUCUGAGGAGUAUCUUUAUAAUGUUUUUUAUGAAUUGAGACUUCCGGACCCCUUUGUUAGAAAAUUGUAUUUUUAUUUAGCUAAUGAUGAUUUAAAGUUAUUGUUCUAG
Microplitis demolitor is the source of this 1311-nucleotide messenger RNA. RefSeq names its product alpha-latrotoxin-Lhe1a-like. The record is from RefSeq and is a predicted model, not a curated record. NCBI's taxonomy places the organism in Eukaryota, Metazoa, Arthropoda, Insecta, Hymenoptera, Braconidae. Gene Ontology annotation, biological process: RNA processing. Gene Ontology annotation, molecular function: RNA binding; protein binding; RNA nuclease activity. The coding region runs from base 1 to 1311 and encodes 436 amino acids. The transcript has a single exon.